Spinacia oleracea (spinach) is the source of this 3362-nucleotide messenger RNA. RefSeq names its product chaperone protein ClpB3, mitochondrial. Gene Ontology annotation, biological process: protein refolding; cellular response to heat. NCBI's taxonomy places the organism in Eukaryota, Viridiplantae, Streptophyta, Magnoliopsida, Caryophyllales, Amaranthaceae. The coding region runs from base 221 to 3193 and encodes 990 amino acids. The transcript has 10 exons. Gene Ontology annotation, cellular component: cytoplasm. The record is from RefSeq and is a predicted model, not a curated record. Gene Ontology annotation, molecular function: ATP hydrolysis activity; ATP binding.
GUCUUUGAUAAAUUCGGAAUUUGUGGAUAAAACUAGAAACUUCCAACAACUCACUCCGUAGUUCAUCAACAUCAUUCAUCAACCUUGUGCUCAUCUCUCUCUACAACGUUCGACUGCAUUCCUUUGGUUUUCCCCUUCUCCAAGAUUCAUUAAUCUUCGAAACUCAACUCUGAUCUUCCUCCAAUUUCUCACAUUCUUUCUCCUCCUUUCUGUGUCUCCAAUGGCUGCCAGAGCCAUCACCUCCACCUCCAGCAAACGGCUGAUUACAAGGUCAGCUUACGCCGCUCUAACUGCUACCAGAACCGCCCCUUCUCCCUACGCUCUUUCCCAUUCUCUCUCUUCUUCCAACUCUUUUUCUGCCCCCACAACAACUGUUCCCAGCAAUUCAGGCGGUUUCGCAAAUGGGGUUUUAGAGAGAGAAUUUUUAAGGAAGUCCAUCAAUGGCGUCGCCUGCAAUUCCUUUCUGGAUCGUCGCUUUUACUCUGCUUCCGCUGCUCCUUCUUCAAGCUCUGGCCAGAUUAAUCAACCAGAGUAUACUGAGAUGGCAUGGGAGGGGGUUGUUGGGGCUGUUGAAGCUGCGCGAUUGAGCAAACAACAAAUUGUCGAGACUGAACAUCUAAUAAAAGCCCUUCUAGAACAAAAGGAUGGUUUAGCUCGUAGAAUUUUUACAAAAGCUGGGCUUGACAAUUCAUCAGUGUUGCAAGCUAUAGACGACUUCAUAUCCAAACAGCCCAAGGUUGGAGGUGACACUAGUGGACCUAUUCUUGGCACACAUCUUGGUUCCCUCUUGGACAGAGCUCGAAAACAUAAGAAAGAAAUGGGUGAUGAUUUUGUGUCAGUAGAGCAUUUGGUCUUGGCAUUUCAUUCAGACCCAAGGUUUGGGAAGCAGUUGUUUCAAAAUUUCAACCUUGACGAGAAGGAAUUGAAGGCUUCCAUUCAAGCUGUUCGUGGAAGUCAAAAAGUAACAGAUCAAAAUCCAGAAGGGAAAUAUGAAGCACUUGAGAAGUAUGGAAGUGAUCUUACUGAAUCAGCAAGGCGAGGUAAACUUGAUCCUGUUAUUGGAAGAGAUGAUGAAAUCCGCCGGUGCAUCCAAAUUUUAUCUAGAAGAACCAAAAACAAUCCUGUUAUCAUUGGUGAGCCUGGAGUUGGUAAAACAGCAAUAGCAGAAGGAUUAGCACAGCGUAUAAUACGUGGUGAUGUCCCUGAACCAUUGAUGAAUCGGAAGUUGAUUUCGCUGGACAUGGGUUCCCUGCUUGCGGGGGCUAAAUUUCGUGGUGAUUUUGAGGAAAGGCUGAAAGCUGUACUGAAGGAAGUUAGUGCUUCAAAUGGGCAAAUAAUUCUGUUCAUAGACGAAAUCCAUACGGUAGUGGGAGCAGGGGCGACUGGUGGUGCUAUGGAUGCUAGUAACUUACUAAAGCCAAUGCUUGGCCGGGGAGAACUUCGGUGUAUUGGUGCAACAACUUUGAAUGAAUAUAGAAAGUACAUUGAAAAGGACCCCGCGCUUGAACGGAGAUUUCAGCAAGUGUUUUGUGGCCAACCAUCUGUAGAGGACACGGUUUCCAUUCUUCGUGGGUUGCGAGAAAGGUAUGAAUUGCAUCAUGGUGUUAAAAUAUCUGACGGCGCUUUGGUUGCGGCUGCUAUACUAUCAGAUCGUUACAUCACUGAAAGGUUUUUACCUGAUAAAGCUAUUGAUCUUGUUGAUGAAGCUGCUGCAAAAUUGAAAAUGGAGAUCACUUCUAAACCUACAGAGUUGGAUGAGAUAGAUAGAGCAGUGCUAAAACUAGAGAUGGAGAAACUAUCCUUGAAAAAUGACACAGAUAGAGCUUCUAAAGAGAGACUUAACAAGUUGGAAAGUGAUCUCACCUCUUUGAAAGAGAAACAAAAGGAGCUAAGCCAGCAAUGGGAAAGUGAGAAGGUUCUUAUGAAUCGAAUUCGGUCAAUCAAAGAAGAGAUCGACAGAGUCAAUCUGGAGAUGGAAGCUGCUGAACGUGAGUAUGACCUCAGUCGUGCUGCUGAGCUGAAAUACGGAACUUUGAUGUCUCUUCAACGGCAGUUGCAAGAGGCUGAAAAGAACCUGGCAGAAUAUCGGGAGUCGGGUAAAUCCUUACUUCGAGAAGAAGUAACUGAUAUAGAUAUUACUGAAAUUGUUAGCAAGUGGACAGGCAUACCCUUGUCAAACCUUCAACAAUCCGAGAGAGAGAAGCUUGUGUAUUUGGAAGAGGUUCUUCACAAAAGAGUUAUUGGACAGGACAUGGCUGUCAAGUCUGUGGCUGAUGCAAUUCGUCGUUCAAGGGCUGGGUUGUCUGACCCGAAUAGACCAAUAGCAAGCUUUAUGUUUAUGGGUCCUACUGGUGUAGGGAAGACUGAGCUUGCAAAAGCUUUGGCUGGUUACCUCUUUAACACAGAAAAUGCUCUUGUACGCAUAGAUAUGAGUGAGUACAUGGAAAAACAUGCAGUUUCAAGGCUGGUUGGUGCACCCCCUGGUUAUGUAGGAUACGAGGAAGGUGGUCAGCUAACUGAAGUGGUGCGACAAAGACCUUAUUCUGUUGUCCUGUUUGAUGAAAUCGAGAAAGCUCAUCAUGAUGUCUUCAACAUCUUAUUGCAACUAUUGGAUGAUGGACGUAUAACUGACGCUCAGGGAAGAACUGUCAGUUUUACUAACUGUGUGGUAAUUAUGACAUCUAACAUUGGGUCCCACUAUAUCCUGGAAACUCUGAAAAAUACACAAGAUAGCAAGGAUGCAGUUUACGAAUUGAUGAAAAGGCAGGUUGUAGAGUUGGCUAGACAGACAUUCCGUCCAGAGUUCAUGAAUAGGAUCGACGAAUACAUCGUUUUUCAGCCUCUUGAUUCCAGAGAAAUCAGCAGAAUUCUUGAGUUACAGCUGAAUCGGGUGAAAGACAGGUUGAAACAGAAGAAGAUUGAUCUUCACUACACAAAAGAAGCUGCGGAAUUACUAGGAACUUUGGGUUAUGACCCGAACUAUGGAGCCCGACCUGUAAAGCGAGUGAUACAACAGAUGGUUGAGAACGAAAUAGCGAUGGGAGUUCUAAGGGGAGACUAUAAAGAAGACGACUCUAUCGUUGUUGAUGUGGAUACACUGUCGUCAGCCAAAGACCUGCCAUCUCAGAAUAAGCUGGUCAUCAGAAAAGUGGAAAGCAGUCCCUUGGAAAAUGUUUUGGUAGCCAAUGACUAAUGUUUCCAGAAAUAUUACCUAAAAAAAUGUAAAUGAAUAGAUACAGUAGAUGUUAAUGGGUUUUACCUACUUUAGAGAUCUCUUGUGGACAGUUUUGAGGUUAGUUACUGUGAAUUAGAUUUCUGCACUACAUUAAAUGAUGAGAUAUGAUAGCAUUUGAUUUUUGUUA